UGCUCGUGCGCUCCUGUUCACGCAGUGUAAACAUUGUCGUUCGAACGUAACCCUAUUCGAUACUCAAAAGCUUUUGGAUGCGUGUCACUGCUUUCUUUUACCAACAGUGUUGUAUCGAACUUAUCGAUAAGUGACUGACUUUUUAUUUUUUGCCAAAAAGAAAAACUAUUGUGCCAGUGCAAAUAUGGAUUUGUCUUGUGGCGAGAACAUCGAAAACUCCGGGAAUCGAAGCAGCGGCAGGGCCGACAUGUGUGUGGCUGGUCCGGACCGCGCGCUGGACCGCGAUCCCAGGGUGUUGCUGAACCUGAUUGCGUUAGAAAGAUGCCACGCUCUCCACACAGACUACUUCCAGAACGUUCAGAUUGAUAUCCAGCCUUUCAUGAGAAAGGUGGUCACUACGUGGAUGCUGGAAGUGUGCGAGGAGCAGCAGUGUGAGGAGCAGGUGUUCCCAUUGGCUGUGAGCUACAUGGACCGCUUCCUCGCGCAGCGCGCCAUCUCGCGACAGCAGCUGCAACUACUGGCAGUCACUGCGCUGUUACUAGCCUCCAAGUUCAGGCAGUGCCAUCCUCUCUCGGUGGACCUUCUGUGCGCGUACACUGACAACUCGGUCUAUCCACACGAAGUUAGACAAUGGGAAGUUAUGCUUCUGCAACGGCUGAAUUGGCAGUUAUCUAUAGCUACGGCGUUCGACUUUGUGGAACCUUUCCUAGCGCGUGUGCCGUGGGGCAGAUCUAAUCCUCUAGUGCGCACACACGCGCUCACUCUUACUUCGAUCUGUUACACAGAAACCGAGUUUCUUCUCGUACCACCAUCAUUGGUGGCGGUGGCUUGUAUCGCCGCUGCGGCGCGAGGUCUGCGUGUGCGCAUGUCUAUCAACGACUUGUGUACUCUGACGCGCACGCCCGCCGCUGCAGCAGAGUUAGUCGCUAGGCACGUCGAAAGAGUGCUAGCUCGUGAGACCCAACCUCAAGAACCAAGGACGAGACACGUGCAAACACACAAACCGACCAGCUCCGACCAAACUCAACUACCCGAUACCCCUACCGAUGUACAAGACAUACAUUUCUAGCAUUUUCAAAAACGCACGUGGGAGAAACUUUUUUCUUCUCUCGCAGUGAUAAGGGACGGACUAAGCUAACAAAGUCAAACGAUCUCUCAGUUAUCGAUGAAAAGAUUUGAAUUGAAACGCAAUUCAUUGUUACAGUUUUUUUGCCGUACACCUGGGUAUACAAGGAGCAUGGAUUGGAGAAAACAAAAUUAUACUCACGUUACGUGCAUAGCCGAUUGCAUUUUUCUGAAAUAUAAAGUAGAAGAAUUUGUCCAUUGAUCUCAAAUUAUUUAUGUAAAAUAAUGAUUUAGAGUAGAUUUAUUUAUUAAGAAUUGUUAAUGUGUGUAUCAAUGAUAAUACAAAGAUGGUUUAGAUUAAUUUGAUCUCUCAUGAUUCCAAAACUUUAAGUAAGACUGAAAAUCACAUAAGCACAAAUGUUUAUACUUAAAUCGAGUUAUUGUUUGUUUGGUACAUUUAUAUGCCAUAAUUUUUUUUAGUUGAACUUAUACAUAAGUACUGUGGCAUCACUAUAAUCACGUUCAUGAAUUAUGUUAUCAAUAAUAUUAUUAUAUUUGAACAUUUUUGGAGAGGCACUGUAGGUAAAAUUAUUUUGUAAGAUCUCAGUUCUUAAUUAUAAAUGUUAUAAUAGACAAGAUGAGGUUCGGUGUGUUUUUUUAAUUCAAAUAAAAAGUGUUGAUGUAUAUUAUAUGUAUUUAGGUCUAUGUUAAGUUUUAGUAAAUUCUAGUCAAAUGUUUUACACAUUCCUGUUUUGGACCAAACUUUGAUGUUUUUAAGAUAAUUUUAUGUAAAUGAUAGAUAAGCAUAGAAUAGUGUUAUACGUAUCCAAUUCAUUUAUUUAGACUUUGCAUUAUAAUCAUCGCCUUGAUAAUGUAUAUGAUAAUACCAAGUACUCUUUGUAUUUAUAUUUGUAUGUAAUUUAUAUAAAUCGAUGUUUCGCGAAUUAUUAUUAAAAAUAUUCGAUGGAAAACUUACAACUAAAGUCUAUUUAAAUAAAUGGAUUCACUCUUUGUGUAGAUAAUUUGUGGUUUAUUAUAGUAGGUACUACGAAAUACUCAUUAUAAGACAACCAUAGGAAUAGUGUUUAUAGGACAGGAAAAUGCCGCAUUCACGGUAACGUCAGAAUCAAGAGGGAAAUAAAUGCAUAAUUGUAAUGAUCAUAAAAUAUUGUGUAAGCUAAAGUAGCGAACCGCGACGGGCGUUACGCGAUGUUAAUUAAACUAAUUAGAAUAAAUUAAAAGUAGAGCUUUCGAGUUUCUCUCUUCAUUCUCUUACGAGACGUAACUUUCACGUGUAUGUGUGUAGGCUUCUUUAAUUAGUGCUCAUGGAGUUGAUCAGCGUGUAACCAUACAUUGUUAGUGGCAUUUUGAGGGGAACAUUCAUUUAAGUUUUAAUUAGAGUGCUGGACCGUUUCUUUAUCACUUAAUAAAACAUGACAUGGAAAGUUUGAAAUACAAUUUUCAUGAAAUGCAAUAUAUAUAAAAGUGUAAGUGCGUAUUUCAAUUUAUCUGAAACUCCACCUACCUAAUCAUAUAAAUUAACUUUUAGUCCACCACUUCGUUAAUGCCAAAAGCAAGUUUUAUUUAUUUUCAAAUUAUUUCUCACAGUUAAAUACAUGUUUUUAUUUAUUUUCUUACAUGUUUUUCUAUUUUAUUUAUUUUUUUUGUUCAUGUAUUACACGCCGAUUUAACUUUACGUGUUUGAAGCUUAGUGUUAAUUAUUUCAGUUCAACGAUUCGUGUUAAUUUUUGUACAACUCAUCUAUUUAUUUGUCAAAAUGAAUGUAUGCCUUUUAAGGUUUAGCUAUACAUAAGCCUGUUAAGGCAGACUUUUGAAAAGUGAAAUCAUAGAAAAAUGUACAGAAUUUUGGUAUUGAAAAGAAAAUUAAAUAAAAAUAUUAAAACCCUCG
Molecule: messenger RNA, 2974 nt
Organism: Chilo suppressalis (striped riceborer)
Lineage: Eukaryota; Metazoa; Arthropoda; Insecta; Lepidoptera; Crambidae
Source: the annotation of a GenBank genome assembly